GGAAGAGUAAAUUGUUUGUGUAUUAUUUUCAGAAAUAUGAGUUUGAAACCAUUUAGAAAUAGUGAAGGUGUAAAUAAACCAUUUCGUUCUCCAUUCUGUAACACUCCUCAAAGUAACAGUAUUAAAGAUAAUAAUAACACACCAGACUUAAACACUUGUAGAAUACCAGUAAAAUCUUCUGCAUCGAAAAAACUGCUUUUUACUAACACACCUUCACCUAAAAAAUUAUGUGUAACUAAAGAAAACCAUAUAGAUAUUGAAGAAAACAAAGUAUUAUAUCGUGAGGAUUUGGAAUCAUUGAGAAAAAAAGUGCAGGAGAAACAAGAAUCUAUCAAUAAUUUGAAAAGAAUAUUGUCAUACAAAAAAAAGAACAAAGCUGAAGAUUUAAAAGUUGCUAUUCAAAAAUGGACAAACUGUUGCCAAAUUGCUCUAAAAGACUAUCAGAAUGAUUUACAAGAAAAAAGUGGACAGUCAGUGACCAUCUCUGAAAUCUUGUCUUCAUUAAAUAUAAAUCCUGAUAAAGUUCAUUUUUCCAUUGAUGAUGAUACAUUUUAUUAAAAACUUUUAACCAUAAAACUGAUUAAAAGUACUAUUU
Osmia lignaria (orchard mason bee) is the source of this 595-nucleotide messenger RNA. RefSeq lists its product as uncharacterized. Lineage: Eukaryota; Metazoa; Arthropoda; Insecta; Hymenoptera; Megachilidae. Gene Ontology annotation, biological process: double-strand break repair via homologous recombination; positive regulation of DNA-templated transcription. Gene Ontology annotation, cellular component: Swi5-Sfr1 complex. The record is from RefSeq and is a predicted model, not a curated record.